Molecule: messenger RNA, 4382 nt
Organism: Sapajus apella (tufted capuchin)
Lineage: Eukaryota; Metazoa; Chordata; Mammalia; Primates; Cebidae
Gene: SP2
Product: Sp2 transcription factor
Exons: 7
Coding region: 1431-3248 (605 amino acids)
Biological process (GO): regulation of transcription by RNA polymerase II
Molecular function (GO): RNA polymerase II cis-regulatory region sequence-specific DNA binding; DNA-binding transcription factor activity, RNA polymerase II-specific
Source: RefSeq, a predicted model, not a curated record
UCCCGCCCCCUCGGAGCCCGCCGGGCGGGAGGGCGGCGCUUCCGGGGGCCAGCGAGAGGAGCGGGCACCGGGGCGGCCUGGCACCCCUCAGCUGGGUGCCGACCCACCUCGAAACUGCUCGCCCGCCUGGGCGGACUAUGCCUGAGUGUGCUUCGAGGAGGCAGCCUAUAGCCCUCGUGCUCGCCCCGUGUCUGAGGGGCCUUCUUGCACUCUUAACUGUAGAUGCCUACCAGCGAUUCAGGGCUCCCGGGAGUACAGAGAGGGGCGAGGGAACGCUUGAGACCCGGACGCUGUCAACCAGAUGGGCACUGCUGGGCGUCGACGCCAGCCCCGUUACCAGUGUAUCCUAAUCGGGAGAUGGUGUCAGGACACGAGGGCACUCCCCGGGCAGAUCGCCUCUCACUGGGUAGUGGGCAAAAACCUUCCUUUAAUGUUUGCACUUGGAUCCUUGAGCCUCCAACUAGAUAUCUGCCAGCUCUUACAGAAUUAUGAGAAGUUUAGAACUUGUUGUCAGGGCUCCCGGCCUGUUAACCUGACGCCCGGUGGGGGAGACUGCUGCAAUCCCAAAGCUCAGGUGCAAACAAUCUUAAGGAAUUAACAGAAGAAAUAAAACAAAAUAGAAACUUGCUCUCUUCCUCAACACACCUCCAUCCCCUUUGCUGACUUAGGUUUUCAGCUUCUUACCCAUGCUUCUUAUGUUUCCUUCUCAGCGGCUUUCUAAUUUUAGUUCAAAAGGAACUAUGUCUUCUCUGGGCAACUGAGAAACCUGUCCUCACUGCAUUCCUUGGUUGUGAUUCCAAUAUCCUGUCAUGUUUGUUCCUUAAUUAACUUCAUCCAAGGAGACUCAGUCUGGCUUUUCUCAGUGCAUUCUCCCAAAGUUCUUUCUUCUUCUGAGGUUACUUCUUGUUCACUUAUUGUUUCCUAGAGAAAGGUAUGAGCCAGUAGAUCUGCUUUAAACGAUGAAUUGACUCAAGUUUCCCGUUACACAGAUUUCAUUACAGAUGGAAGGACACUGACUGUUUCAAGGUGCACUGGCAUGCACUGUCUAAAACUGUUUCAUGCUGUACCCCAGAAGGCAUUCAGUUUCACAGUGGAGGGCUGUAUUGAGGUGGCAUUCUGGAUUACGAUUUUUAGGGCUAGGAAGUUUACAGUGUUGGCCAGCCUCACAGGCUGCAGAGGGAGUAAUGGUGGAAUCCAGACCGCAGCAGUAAUUUCAAUUACUAACAUAAAGAAACCCAUUGUCUGCAAUAAUGAAUAUAACUGCAGUGUCUUGUUUUGUUUUAAAUUCUUGUGUGUGAUGAAGGGGGCGAAUCUAUCAGACAACCUAUCAAUUGGGCUGAUGAUGUCAGUGUUCCAGUGGCUUCUAACAGGCAUUAGUACCUGUUGGAAAUGGAUUCUCAUUGGCUGGGGCAAUUGAUUCACAGACCAGCAUGGCUGCCACUGCCGCUGUCAGUCCCAGUGACUACCUGCAGCCUGCUGCCUCCACCACCCAGGACUCCCAGCCAUCUCCCUUAGCCCUGCUUGCUGCAACAUGUAGCAAAAUUGGCCCCCCAGCAGUUGAAGCUGCUGUGACACCUCCUGCUCCCCCGCAACCCACACCGCGGAAACUUGUCCCUAUCAAACCUGCCCCUCUCCCUGUCAGCCCCAGCAAGAAUAGCUUUGGAAUCUUGUCCUCCAAAGGAAAUAUACUUCAGAUUCAGGGGUCACAACUGAGCGCCUCCUAUCCUGGAGGGCAGCUGGUGUUCGCUAUCCAGAAUCCCACCAUGAUCAACAAAGGGACCCGAUCAAAUUCCAAUAUCCAGUACCAGGCGGUCCCUCAGAUUCAGGCAAGCAGUUCCCAAACCAUCCAAGUGCAGCCCAAUCUCACCAACCAGAUCCAGAUCAUCCCUGGCACCAACCAAGCCAUCAUCACCCCCUCACCGUCCAGUCACAAGCCUGUACCCAUCAAGCCAGCCCCCAUCCAGAAGUCGAGUACGACCACCCCGGUGCAGAGCGGGGCCAAUGUGGUAAAGUUGACAGGUGGGGGCGGCAACGUGACGCUCACUCUGCCCGUCAACAACCUCGUGAACACCAGUGACACUGGGGCGCCCACUCAGCUCCUCACUGAAAGCCCCCCAACCCCGCUGUCUAAGACUAACAAGAAAGCAAGGAAGAAGAGCCUUCCUGCCUCCCAGCCCCCUGUGGCUGUGGCUGAGCAGGUGGAGACGGUGCUGAUUGAGACUACCGCUGACAACAUCAUCCAGGCAGGAAACAACCUGCUCAUUGUUCAGAGCCCUGGUGGGGGCCAGCCAGCUGUGGUCCAGCAGGUCCAGGUGGUACCCCCCAAGGCUGAGCAGCAGCAGGUGGUGCAGAUCCCCCAGCAGGCUCUUCGGGUGGUACAGGCGGCAUCUGCCACCCUCCCCACUGUCCCCCAGAAGCCCUCCCAGAACUUUCAGAUCCAGGCAGCUGAGCCGACACCUACUCAGGUCUACAUCCGUACACCUUCCGGUGAGGUGCAGACAGUCCUUGUCCAGGACAGUCCCCCAGCAUCAGCUGCGGCAACCUCUAACACCACCUGUAGCAGCCCUGCAUCCCGUGCUUCCCAUCUCAGCGGGACCAGCAAAAAGCACUCAGCUGCAAUUCUCCGAAAAGAACGUCCCCUGCCAAAGAUUGCCCCUGCUGGGAGCAUCAUCAGCCUGAAUGCAGCCCAGUUGGCAGCAGCUGCCCAGGCAAUGCAGACCAUCAACAUUAACGGUGUCCAGGUCCAGGGCGUGCCUGUCACCAUCACCAACACAGGCGGGCAGCAGCAGCUGACAGUGCAGAAUGUUUCUGGGAACAACCUGACCAUCAGUGGGCUGAGCCCCACCCAGAUCCAGCUGCAAAUGGAACAAGCCCUGGCCGGAGAUACCCAGCCCGGGGAAAAGCGGCGCCGCAUGGCCUGCACGUGUCCCAACUGCAAGGAUGGGGAGAAGAGGUCUGGAGAGCAGGGCAAGAAGAAGCAUGUGUGCCAUAUCCCUGACUGUGGCAAGACGUUCCGUAAGACAUCCUUGCUGCGUGCCCACGUGCGCCUGCACACUGGUGAGCGGCCCUUUGUCUGCAACUGGUUCUUCUGUGGGAAGAGGUUCACACGGAGUGACGAACUCCAGCGGCAUGCUCGUACCCACACAGGGGACAAACGCUUUGAGUGCGCCCAGUGUCAGAAGCGCUUCAUGAGGAGUGACCACCUCACCAAGCAUUACAAGACCCACCUGGUCACGAAGAACUUGUAAGGCCAACUGCGGUGGGAGGCCCUGAAGAUGCAGUCCCCCACCUGUGUCCUCCCUGGGCCCCUGCUGGAAAAGGAGCCCUGUGGCUGCCUUGGGCCCGCCCUCAGCCCCACUCCUGUUCUUUGACUGUCCCCACAGAAAGGGACUCUGCUCCCUGUACUGUCCUCCUUCCGAAGCCCCUUGGCUCUGCCUUGGCCCUUCCCCUCACCACGAGCUCCCGGCCUGCCCAGACUGUGGACACUGGCCAUGCCCAAUGAGACGUUCUAAACCAGGACGCGUGGGAACCCUUAUUUCCAAAGGAAAAACAUGCAUUUCACUCCGUCGAGGAGCAAAGUGAGCCCCCACUCCCUACCCCAAUCCCCGCUCCCAACACUGCCGGAGUCGCAUCGUGCCAUGCCCCCUCUCCUGCACCUCCCCGGCCCUGUUCACUACUGUGGACACCCUGGGGCUCGGCACCCACCUCUGGAGAGACUCGGGGCCACCUCCACUCCAUGUGCCCAGCCCUGCCAUAACCUCUCCUCCAGCACAUUCCAGCUCUAUUUAAAAAGUAAAGAUACCCACCGACUCCUCCUGAUCCCUCUUUUUCUAUGGAGAACGUUGCCUUAUACUCUCUACUUCAGAUGAUGAACACUGUGUACUGUGUGUGCUUUAAAGAAGUUUAUUUAAUUGCUCCCUUCUUUCCUUGUUAUUCACCCCCCACAUGCCUGCUUUCAGUUGAGGGUUUUGGGGGGCAAUGAUGAGCAUAUGAAUUUUUUUCUCACUCUAGCAAUUCCCUUUUCUAAAUGACACAGCAUUUCAACUCAAAUCUGAAUUCAGAUAACACCUGCACAUCCUGAACCUCCUCCCUCUCCCUUCAUCUCACCCCCGACCGGCCCAAGCUCUACUUGUGUACAGUGUAUAUUGUAUAAUAGACAAUUGUGUCUACUACAUGUUUAAAAAACAUAUUGCUUGUUAUUUUUGAGGCUUUUAAAUUAAACAAAAAUCCAACUUUAUUUUUAGUUGUAACUGCUUGAGGUAUGUUUUAUGAAUUAAGUGACAGAUUUGUUAUCCUCUAUUAACGUACUUUGUUGGUCGGCACUGGGCUGACAAAAAUUUUUUCUUGCUAAUAAAUUUAGUUGCCUGAGGCAAAAUCUGCAA